AUGGCUCUUUUAUCACUCGGGUGGCUAAUCACAAUUCCUGCAGGGCUAGGACUCUACAUGACACGAGCGUUAGCAGAAAACGGCGCAAAGAAAGUUUACAUACUCGGCAGAAGAAGAAAGGUGCUGGAUGAUGCUGCAAAAGAAAUUGGCUGUGAUAACGUUGUACCAAUCCAAUGCGAUGUGACCGACCGCCAAAGCCUCAAGGACGCAGUGGCGAUGAUUGAAAAAGAUGUCGGGUAUAUAAACCUGCUCGUUGCCAACUCAGGUAUUGCCGGACCUUCCGGAAACGUGCCCCCGGGCGCCUCGAUUGCGCAAGUUCAAAACGCUCUCUUGGAGAUCCCAAUGGAGGAGUUCACUAACACGUAUCACGUCAAUUGCACUGCUGUAUUUUACACGGCGAUAUCAUUCCUGGGACUCUUGGACAAAGGCAAUCGGUCCAAUUAUCAGGGUGGAAGGAGCCAGGUCAUUGCAACCAGCAGUAUUGGCAGCUUCAACAGGAAGAUCACUGCUGGAUUCGCAUACGGCACUAGUAAGGCGGCAACGACGAUGAUGUUGAAGGUUCUGGCGACGUAUCUAGUGCCGUACAGGAUCCGAGCCAAUGUACUAUGCCCAGGAUUGUUCCCGACUGACCUCACGACGAGCUUGAUUCACGGCACAGAUCCGACGACCGAGGGAGCUUUUCCCUUGGAUCAAAUACCUGCUGAGAGAGCAGGCCUCCCGGAAGAUAUCAUGGGACCACUACUGUAUUUAGCUUCACGAGCCGGCGCAUACUGCAAUGGUAACUGCGUCUUGACGGAUGGUGGCCGGCUCAGUGUUACUCCGGCUACGUACUAA
Colletotrichum gloeosporioides is the source of this 834-nucleotide messenger RNA. RefSeq names its product Sorbose reductase sou1. The transcript is spliced from 3 exons. Lineage: Eukaryota; Fungi; Ascomycota; Sordariomycetes; Glomerellales; Glomerellaceae. The record is from RefSeq and is a predicted model, not a curated record. Gene Ontology annotation, molecular function: oxidoreductase activity. Bases 1 to 834 code for a protein of 277 amino acids.